GGAGACCGUCAUGAGAGUUUACUCGGUUUACCCGGGGAGGGCACAGAAGAAGCCUAUGGCCUUUUGCGCCCGGCAUUGUUUGUACAGAAAGGAUCACGUUCUGGUUUGCCACCGUCCAUUAAGGCCGGCAAACAUCCGGACAGUGGCGCACCACUGCCAGAGCGGCGCUUUAUUCUUGGUGCCAAGUUCACGGGCCCCAUUGACCGAAAGAAAGGGGCCAUGUCAGGAUACUAUACUCCCACACGCGACCCCAAGGAGGCGGUUAUUGGAUUGUAUAAGCCCGUCGACGAAGUGAAUUGGCCACCGUAUACCGGCGCCAACACGUCAACGUAUCGCAAGAGGAAAGGACGCCAAGAUCGCCCACCCGCGACAACAACAACAACAACGACAACAACAACGGCGGCACCCCGGCAGCAACAACAACAACAACAGACAAAAAAGUGA
Trypanosoma theileri is the source of this 444-nucleotide messenger RNA. RefSeq lists its product as uncharacterized. NCBI's taxonomy places the organism in Eukaryota, Euglenozoa, Kinetoplastea, Trypanosomatida, Trypanosomatidae. The transcript has a single exon. The annotation marks the transcript as partial. The record is from RefSeq and is a predicted model, not a curated record.